Priceomyces carsonii is the source of this 1824-nucleotide messenger RNA. RefSeq names its product Hap43p (gene HAP43). Gene Ontology annotation, cellular component: RNA polymerase II transcription regulator complex; nucleus. Lineage: Eukaryota; Fungi; Ascomycota; Pichiomycetes; Serinales; Debaryomycetaceae. Gene Ontology annotation, biological process: regulation of DNA-templated transcription. Gene Ontology annotation, molecular function: DNA-binding transcription activator activity, RNA polymerase II-specific; transcription cis-regulatory region binding. The record is from RefSeq and is a predicted model, not a curated record. The transcript has a single exon. The coding region runs from base 1 to 1824 and encodes 607 amino acids.
AUGUCAACCAAAGGUCCAGCUAUUACGCCAAAGCCUAACAUAGCUCCUUCACCUCCAGCUUUAGGUUCAGCAACGUCUCCUCCAUCUCAGGGGCGAAGCUCUAAUAAUGGCGUUAGCGGUGGGGGAUCAGAUGUGCUUAAUGGUAUCGCCAAAAGCACUGGAGCUGUCAAACAAAUAAUAACUUCAAAAGAGUGGGUAUUGCCACCAAGACCAAAGCCUGGCCGGAAGCCAAGUGUUGAUACUCCUGCCUCUAAACGCAAGGCACAGAAUCGAGCUGCUCAAAGAGCCUUUAGAGAAAGAAGAGCAACAAGGGUUCAGGAGUUGGAAGAGAAAUUGAUGGAAGUGGAAAAAGAAAAAGAGGUUAAGGAAAUGGGUCUAGUAAACACCAUUAGUAGAUUAAAGUCUGAUAAUCAAUUUUUAUUAAAAUCACUAGAGCAAAUAAGAAGUGACUUGAAUGAGCUCAGACAACCCGAAUCGUCCAAGUUUCAACUGGAGAGCCAUCAGACUUUGCCGCGACCUCUAUUUAAUACCAAUUCUCCAGGUAAUCAGUCAGGUCAGUCUCCAGCGAGCUCAUCAUAUUCGGUGCAGCAGUUGUCUCCUGCUCCAUCGGUGGACUCCCCUCCCAUAGUUGGGACGAUGCGUCACGGCUAUUCGCUCCGCAGCAGCAACAAUAACAACAAUAAUAACAACAACUCCUCAUUCACACCCUUGACGAGCAGUCACUCUCCUGAUAGAUUGAAUGGACAUGAAAGAAACAUGCUAGAAGAUUCGAAUUUUGAUUGUGGUGUGUGUCAAAAAGAAGAGUGCCUUUGCGAAACUGUCGGAUUGAAGAGCUCAAAUCCCAAAGUGAAUGCAAAGAUAACAUUGGAGGAAACGUUACGAACAUUUAGUCCAAAGGAAGCUGUUCCCCUCAGGAAAAAAAGAAAAAUAGAGGAGCAAAACUCUGAAAUAGAUUUUACAAAUCAGUUUGCGAUCAAAAAAACAAUUUCUGAAGUAAGAAUAAAAAGAAGAGAGUCGAAUAGUAAUAAUCAAAUAUUUGCAAGUUUGCUGAAGAGAGACGAUAAUUCAGGAAAAUUUAAUGCGUCUUCACCGGUAGAAAAUUGCGGCUUUUGUAGUGACGAUACCCCAUGUGUUUGCAGAGAAGCAGCGAAGGAAGCUGCUAGAUUAAAUGAUUCUUUGAAUCAAGACUUAACGGAAGACGUGGAAGCAAAGCCUGCAUUACCCCCAAUUCAAUUGAAUACUGAUACAAUACCAAAGGUUCCUUUACCGGUAAUGCACCCUGGUCCCUCUGUCGAAAUUAGAGACAUCACAAAUUUGACACCAGGAGCAGUUCCAACUGUUGUUAAUCCUACUACAAGAAGCAACGGCUCAGUGGUAGCAACUCCUUGCGACACUGGAGAUGCUGAUUCAAUAAAAACUCAAGAGCCUUCCAAGAAGCCGAGUGGAUGCACAGGGAAUCCAGGAACAUGCGAGCAAUGUCAAAUGGAUCCAAUGUCAACCCUUUUUUGUACAACAGUUGCAAGUAAGAUAGGUAAAGAAUCAGCAAGUAGUCCCGUGUCUGCAUCAUCGUCUUCAACUCCGAAUGGAUCUGUUUCUACAAUCGCUUCCGAUCAGCGCCGUGACCUGGCUUCCUCGAAUACAACAACACCGUCAGGUAUAUUCAUUCCGUGUUCUGAUGCUUACAAGACAUUAUCGAGACAUAAGAAAUUUAAUUCGGUUGAUUUUAGCACGUUAGUCGGAAAGUUGACUACUCGAGGCAUGCAGGUUGAGGUACAAUCUGUUGCUAAUGUAUUAAGAGAAUUGGACAGACGAUUAUACAAUUAA